CGAAUCCUCCGUCACCCCCACGGAGAGCCAAGAAACAGCGGCGUGCAGCUUCCCCCCAACCGGCGGCCGCCUCUGCUCCUCCCCGCCGUGGUACCCGCAAUCGUACAGUUAUGUCCCAAUCCGGUUCAUCCUCACAUCCAACGGAGGAACCCUCGAGGAACCAGCCGUCACCUCCGGCAUCCAGAAGAAAAUCGAGCAGAAAUGGGAAGGUGUCACAAGGUAAGGUUACACGGACGAUGCUCGAGGCCGUUUCCGCAAUCAUAUUCCCCUCCCCACUGGCCAAGCGACUCGGUUAACACAUGGUUUCGUCAGAUCGCUUUUCAGCUGCCCAAUCCCCUCCACCUCGACGUCAACAGAAAAAGCGUUCAUCGAGAAAUAAUCCAGAUGUCACCAUGAAAGAAGCGGAUGAGGACUUGGAAAGACGUGAACGGAGUGAGGAGCGAGAGUCGUCUCCACCAAGUGAUAGCAACGAUGGAACUAAUCAUUCGGGCCUUGAUGAUGACGAUGGAGAUCUCUUUCACAAUAGCCUGUUUGGCUCGCGCAGCCCCCUGGGUCUUCAGAGCACCCUACGUGCGCUGUCUGGGAUGAUGACGGGCAUGUCAUCUCGCUUGCGUGAAAUCCUGUGCAAUCUCAGAGCGAAGGAUGAUCCAUCCAUCCAAUUAAUCGCUUUACAGGAGCUUUCAGAUCUCUUACUCGUAUCUAAUGAGGAUAAUCUUUCCGGCCAGUUCUCCCCCGAUCCCUACGUAAAGGAAUUGGUCUCGUUGAUGCAGCCGAAUGAAUUCGGCGAAGAAAACCCUGAAAUCAUGCUCCUCGCAUGUCGCUGCUUGGCGAACUUGAUGGAGGCUCUUCGCGGCUCCGUAGCCAAUGUUGUCUACGGCGGUGCUGUGCCGAUUCUGUGUCAGAAGUUGCUGGACAUACAGUUUAUUGAUCUGGCCGAACAAGCCUUGAGCACUUUGGCCAAAAUAUCUGUAGACUUUCCUGCCUCUAUUGUUCGGGAGGGGGGCUUGACUGCUUGUUUGACAUAUCUCGACUUCUUCCCGACGAGUACACAGCGUACGGCGGUGACCACGGCAGCAAAUUGCUGCCGUAACCUUCCACACGAUUCCUUUCCUGUGGUGCGGGAUGUAAUGCCCACACUCCUAAAUGUGCUGUCCAGCAAUGACCCAAAGGUGAUGGAGCAAGGCUGUUUGUGUGUCUCCCGAAUUGUGGAGAGUUUCAAGCAUAAGCCGGAGAAACUGGAGGAGCUUAUCGAACCCGCGAUGUUGAAGGCGAUACUCCGUCUGCUGUUGCCAGGUACCACCAAUCUAAUUGGCCCGCACAUUCACACCCAGUUCCUCCGCGUUCUAGCGAUAGUAUCCAAAGCCAGCCCCAGGCUGUCUGUAGAAUUAUUGAAGAUGAACGUGGUCGAUACUUUGUACCAAAUCUUGACUGGGGUAUCGCCGCCAGGAAACCUGGAAGAUACCACCGUUAAGAUGGACAGUGUGCUGGUGAUGCAAGCCUUGAUCCACCGACCUAGGGAGCAGGUCCUUGAAACGCUUAAUGUGAUUUGCGAGAUGCUCCCUGGCGUUCCUGGCCGACAUGUACCACAAACCGACGGAUGGCUUAAUAACCCCCUCGACAGCGAUCCGUCUCUUGGCUUGAAGUCGCCGAAGGCGAAAGAGGUAGCCGAAAAGAGACGCUCUCUAUUGCGAGAAUGCAAAGGCGAGCUCAAGCGCUUUGCUAUGAUCCUACUGCCAACAUUGACCGACGCCUACUCAAGCACCGUCAACCUAGAGGUCAGACAAAAGGUUCUCAUCGCUCAGCUUAAGAUGUUGCACCAUUUAGACGCCGGUCUGGUAGAGGAAGCUUUACGAUCUGUGCCAUACGCCUCGUUUCUGGCGGCAAUUUUAUCUCAGAAAGACCAUCCGUCGUUGGUCUCGUCAGCACUGCGGUGCUCUGAACUUCUCUUUCAGCGCUUGGAACAUGUCUACCAGUGCCAAUUCCAUCGUGAAGGUGUCGUCUCGGAAAUUUUCAAGCUGGCGGAAGGACCUCUGUCGGAUGAGAAGCAGUCCAAGCCUUCCUCUGAUUCAUCCGCUGCCAUGGACACCUCGAGCGAUUCGCGUCGGGAAGCCGAAGAUGUCGAUGGCCCGGGAGACGACGAUACUCAUGAUGACGACUACGAUGAGCACGAGGAUGAGCGGGACGAGAACGAUGAUAUGUCGGAAUCGGAUAGCUCUUCAGCAUCCGGCCAAGUGCUCUCCACGAGGAUAGACAAUGCCAUGAAAGACCUCGUCGUCCGCGAUGCUCGGACGUUUGUUGAUCUCUACGAAGCCGGCCAUGGGAAAGAUAUGCGAGAGAAAGCUAUAGAAGUCUUGGCCGAAUUACAAAAUCUCGCCUCAAAUCUAGAAGUCUGUUAUCGUUCAGACGCACGUGAGGACGGCCUUGGGCUUUUCCAAAAACUGGCCUCUUACUUCGACGGCGACGCACUCGAGAGUAUCACUAGCUCAGAAUUACUGAACUCGGGUAUCAUCAAGGUGUUGCUGGAUGUGUUUGGUGACUUUAACAGUUCCUCUAUGCGCAAGGCUCGUGCUGCUUUUCUACAGGCAUUCAUGGGAUCUACUAUCUCGGAGAAAGCCCAAAGCCAAAGCACUGCUACGACUCCAUUUAGUGUCCUGAUCCAGAAGUUGCAAGACUUGCUCAGCCGGACUGAGCAUUUCGAAGUGCUUACUGUCAGCCACAAUUCUUUGGAAAACACGCGGAGUAAUGCUGCACAUAUGCUUGGAAAACAGCUUAGGCUUAAGUUGGUGGCCGAUGAAGACUCUGACAUCCCUCGCACGUAUCGAAGCAUAAUGGUGUCAAUCCACGCCAUUGCCACGUUCAAAGCCUUAGACGACUUCCUACAUCCACGAAUUAGUCUGUCAGAUCGGCCAAAACCAUCCCGCAGCAGAGAAUCUUUAUUCUCGCAGAUUGCUAAUGCCGCUCGACUUCGGGAUCAGCUAGCCGGCAAUGGCGAGUUCCCUGGGAGCGAUAUCCCAUCUUUGCCACGACAGAGCACGAACAACGACAGAUCCUCCCCUCCAGAAGACUCGCAACCAAAUGCUCAGGAGUCAUCGAUCGAAGGUCAGGAACGUAGUUCGAGAUCCAGGCGUUCUGGCCGACACCAGCAAACUUCAGAAGACCCUGCCCAUGACGAUGAGCCUUUGGAGUGCGCGGAUGAGAGACACCUGAGUGAGGACGAAGAAGAAGAUGACGAUGGCGACGACGGAGAACUGAAUGCUAUUAUGGAUGAUCUAGACGAUGACCUCUCUGAAGACAAUGCUCCCGACCCGACAGCGGUGAAUAUGGAGGUAGCCUCCUCCGGUAAGGUAACUGCUCGGAAGGAAGAUGGAACACGUGUGGCCACUCCGUCUCAAUCCACCCCAGCUUCUAAGGCAUCGUCGUCUGCCUCUAGUGUGGCUCAGAAUCCCGCUGGAAACAACUCUCUUGCCACGGCCGGCCGUCCUUUCUCCUCCUACGCCGCUGCAAUGGCCUCUAUCCCUUCGGACUGGCAUCUGGAGUUUAGCGUGGAUGGCAACCCGAUUACUGGUGACACAACAAUAUACCGUGCUGUUCAUCACAACCGGCAAGAUUCAGACCCCAGCGGAAGACACGUGUGGUCUGCUGUCCAUACCGUUAAAUUCAGGCGCGUUCCGGGACCCCCUCCACCAGAGCCUACUGCCCUCACAACUAGUGUACCAGAGUCCGUUGCGAAGAACGCUAGCACCGAGAUGCCACCCUCACUCAGCCAAGAGACAACAACUGCGUCGAUACUCCAGCUACUUCGCCUUCUGCACGAAAUGAAUGCUACGCUGGAUGAUAUACUCACUGAAAGCAAGGAGCUGGUCGCACUUAAACCUGAAGCCCUUGCGCAGUUUAUUAAUACUAAAUUGACGGCCAAGCUUAACCGACAGUUGGAGGAACCCUUGAUCGUAGCGAGCAGUUGCCUUCCCAGCUGGAGCGAAGAUCUUGCUCGUCUCUUCCCUUUCCUGUUCCCAUUUGAGACACGCCAUUUGUUCCUUCAGUCGACUGCUUUUGGCUACUCGCGGGCGAUGAUGAGAUGGCACAAUUCGCAAAACGGCGACGAUGGUCGUAACGAUCAUCGACGCGAUGAUCGACCGUUCCUAGGCCGUCUCCAGCGACAAAAGGUGCGUAUCUCAAGAAGUCGUAUCCUAGAGUCUGCUAUGAAAGUCAUGGAACUCUAUGGCUCUUCGCCGAGCGUUCUGGAGGUGGAAUAUUUUGAAGAAGUUGGCACUGGGUUAGGCCCGACUCUGGAAUUCUACUCCACCGUUUCAAAAGAGUUCUCAAAGAAGAAGCUCAAGAUCUGGCGAGAAAACGAUUGCAACGAUGCCGAAGAGUUCGCGUUUGGCAAGCGAGGCCUGUUCCCUGCCCCUAUGAGCGAACAGUAUGCUUCUUCGGAGCCCGGGAAGAAACAGUUGCAUUUGUUUAAGGUCCUCGGUAAAUUUGUUGCUCGCUCGAUGCUCGACUCCAGGAUUAUCGAUGUCUCCUUCAAUCCCGCAUUCUUCCGGAUCGCUGAUAGCUCUUUCUCCGUGGCACCAUCGCUGGGUACGGUAAAGGCAGUCGAUCAAGACUUGGCAAAUUCAUUGCUUCUGUUGAAGCGCUUCGCCAAUGCGAAGGCAGCAGUCGAGAACAAGGGGCUUUCAGAGCCUCAGAAGAGGGAAGCCCUACUAAAUGUUGAAGUGGACGGUGUUAGGGUCGAAGAUCUGAGCCUCGACUUCACCCUACCCGGCUACCCAUCCAUCGAGUUGAUCAAAGAUGGUUCUGAUGUUCCGGUAACCAUCGAGAAUGUUGAUUUGUACGUUGAGCGGGUCGUGGAUAUGACUUUGAGUAGCGGUGUCCAGCGUCAAGUGGAAGCUUUCCGGGAAGGAUUUUCGCAGGUUUUCCCAUAUUCUGCUCUUCGGACCUUCACGCCUGCGGAACUUGUGAUGUUGUUCGGAAGAGCAGAAGAGGACUGGUCCAUUGAAACACUCAUGGAUUCCAUCAAAGCCGAUCAUGGCUUCAACAUGGAUAGUCGCAGUGUCAGGAAUUUGCUCCAAACGAUGAGUGAGUUGGAUGCACAGCAACGUCGGGACUUCCUCCAAUUUGUCACUGGUAGUCCCAAGCUCCCAAUUGGAGGCUUUAAGAGUCUCACUCCGAUCUUUACCGUUGUUUGUCGCCCCAGCGAACCGCCAUACACACCCGAUGAUUAUCUCCCCAGCGUUAUGACGUGUGUAAAUUAUCUGAAGUUGCCGGACUACAGCAGCUUAGAUGUCCUUCGAACUCGACUGUCUGUUGCUAUCCAAGAAGGACAGGGAGCAUUCCACCUGUCUUAGUUUCUCACCGUCGCUCUUUAGCGGAAGCCACACAAGAAAGAAAAGGAAAACAAAUCAAAAAACGGUACAUUUGGUCCAUUGGUACAGUAUCUAGCAAAAUACCCUUACAUAUUGAUUAAGGGAGGUUAUAAUGACGGCAUGAGUGAAUCGAAUCUGUUUACAUCGGCCGGCUUUCUGCAUUCAAAGUCCAUUAUUUACUUAGUCGCAGGGUAUCGAUUCCGGACUUUGGGGU
Molecule: messenger RNA, 5580 nt
Organism: Aspergillus pseudonomiae
Lineage: Eukaryota; Fungi; Ascomycota; Eurotiomycetes; Eurotiales; Aspergillaceae
Product: HECT-type E3 ubiquitin transferase UFD4
Exons: 5
Coding region: 300-5348 (1682 amino acids)
Biological process (GO): proteasome-mediated ubiquitin-dependent protein catabolic process; protein polyubiquitination
Cellular component (GO): nuclear speck
Molecular function (GO): ubiquitin protein ligase activity
Source: RefSeq, a predicted model, not a curated record